GAACUUUCCCGGCCGGAGCCUAAUGGCUGCGCGCGGGCCGCGGUGAGGGCCGGCGGCGGGGCCCCGAGCAGCGCCGCAGCGAGCGAGCGAGGCCGCGCCGCCGGCCGGGCCGGCCCUCCGCCCUCCGCGCCCCGCCAUGCGCCCCGGGGCCGCCCCCCGCUGAGACCGGCCGGGCCGAGCCGAGCAGCCAUGGCGGGGAGGGCGGCCGCCCCGGGCGCCGCGGUCCUGCUGGUCACCGCCAACGUGGGCUCGCUCUUCGACGACCCAGAAAACCUGCAGAGGAACUGGCUUCGGGAGUUCUAUCAGGUCGUUCACGCGCACAAGCCGCACUUCCUGGCCUUGCACUGUCAGGAGUUCGGGGGCAAGAACUAUGAGGCCUCCAUGGCGCACGUGGACAAGUUCGUCAAGCAGAAAGUGAGGUGCUCCCUGGGAUGGAUGUGGGAGGAAGCAAAGGAGCUGAAGACAAGCUGUUACUACGAAGGAACACGGCUCCUCGUCCCCAGCUCCUCCUGCAACAGAGAGCUCCUGUCGAGUGACGCGAUGAAGGAGUUCAACCGGGCCCGUGUCUACCUGGACGAGAACUACAAGUCCCAGGAGCACUUCACGGCGCUAGGAAGCUUCUACUUUCUUCAUGAAUCCUUAAAGAACAUCUACCAAUUCGACUUCAAAGCCAAGAAGUAUAAAAAAGUCACUGGCAAAGAAAUCUACUCGGACACGCUGGAGAGCACCCCCAUGCUGGAAAAGGAGAAGUUUCCGCAGGACUAUUUCCCCGAGUGCAAAUGGUCGAGAAAAGGCUUCAUUCGGACAAGAUGGUGCAUUGCUGACUGCGCCUUCGACCUGGUGAACAUCCAUCUUUUCCACGACGCCUCCAACCUCGUCGCGUGGGAAAGCAGCCCCUCCGUGUACUCGGGUGUCCGCCACCGGGCCCUGGACUACGUGCUGCACAGAAUCGUCGAUCAGCGAUUCGAGAAAGUGUCCUACUUCGUCUUUGGCGAUUUCAACUUCCGGCUGGAUUCCAAGUCCGUAGUGGAGACUCUCUGCACAAAAGCCACCAUGCAGACCGUCCGGGCCGCCGACACCAACGAGGUUGUGAAGCUGGUAUUCCGCGAGUCCGACAAUGACCGGAAGGUUAUGCUCCAGCUAGAAAAGAAGCUGUUUGACUACUUCAACCAGGAAGUUUUCCGAGACAACAACGGCACUGCGCUCUUAGAGUUCGACAAGGAGCUGUCUGUCUUUAAGGACAGGUUGUACGAACUGGACAUCUCGUUCCCUCCCAGCUACCCGUACAGCGAGGACGCGAGCCAGGGCCACCAGUACAUGAACACCCGGUGUCCGGCCUGGUGCGACCGCAUCCUCAUGUCGCCGUCUGCCAAGGAGCUGCUCCUGAGGUCGGAAAGUGAAGAGAAGGUUGUCACCUACGACCACAUCGGACCCAACGUCUGCAUGGGGGACCACAAGCCCGUGUUCCUGGCCUUCCGAGUCGCACCUGGGGCAGAACCUCACGCCCAUGUGCACAAGUGUUGUGUCGUGCAGUGA
Choloepus didactylus (southern two-toed sloth) is the source of this 1536-nucleotide messenger RNA. It is a transcript of the gene INPP5A, whose product is annotated as inositol polyphosphate-5-phosphatase A. The record is from RefSeq and is a predicted model, not a curated record. Gene Ontology annotation, molecular function: inositol-polyphosphate 5-phosphatase activity. Lineage: Eukaryota; Metazoa; Chordata; Mammalia; Pilosa; Megalonychidae. Gene Ontology annotation, biological process: phosphatidylinositol dephosphorylation.